AUGCCAUCGCAAAAAUAUAAAUCGGUCACUAAGAGUCGAUUUGGUGGAUUUUAUAAUCGUAAAAAUUCAAACAAUUCUGUUGUAGGUCUUGGAAAUAAAUACGAUGAAGAAUCGAACCAGAAUUCACACUCAGAAAUGGAAAAUGAGAGUUAUGUGACGGAUUCGAUGGAAUUUGAUGAUAAUUCAAUCGCUAAGUCCAAUAAUGGAAUAAAAAACAUAUCCAGUGAUCACACACCUAGUGGUUCAGUGGAUAGCUCAAUUUACAGCGAAACUGAGAGAAAUGGCAAGAGUCAGAACGUUAAAACUGAAGCUAACGAACCACAAGAGAAACUGGACAAUUACUUUUCAAAACACUUAAAAUUGGAUAUCAAGGGCAACAGUACUUACUCUAUGUGGAAGUUAAAUCCAGAAACAGGAGAUUCCGAAUUUGACCCUGGGCCAAAUGCCAUAGAUUUUUACUGCAAUUAUUGUAAAACAUCGCUGCCUCUUGGCCGAGUAAGAAUACAUUGCGUUGAAUGUCCUGAUUAUGAUUUGUGUGUUCAGUGUGCUUGCCAUGGGUCUGCAGAUCAGGGCCAUUUACCAAGUCACAAAUAUAUCCCUAUUGGCCCCAAUAAGUUCUUUUUGUUUACUAAAAAUUGGACUGCGGAUGAGGAAAUAGUCCUGCUUGAGGGUAUUGGUAAAUAUGGAUUUGGUAAUUGGAAACAAGUAUCAGAUAUGAUAUAUGAUGUUAUUGGUCAGAGUGAAAUGGUAAAAUCGCCCCAAGAGUGCGAGGCACAUUAUAAUGAGGUGUAUUUGAGGAGUAAAUUCGCACCAUUUCCAGACAUAUCGAAAGUAGAAUCUCUUCCCAGUUCUAAUGAUACUAGUGUUAUUAAUAAGAAGAUAUUAAGCACUGAGAUUGAGAAGGAAAUCAAUGAUUACACAAAGGAGUCUAAUCUAUCAGGCAAUGCAUUUUAUAAAGAUGCUAUGGAACCUUCAAUGUCCCACCCAGAAUAUUUACCUAGUGCUUGGGAACCAAAUUUAGUUAACAUCUCCAUGCCAUUUUCAAGCUCUUCUAGCGGUAAUUUCACCACAACUUUUCAAGGGGUGCAACCUUUCCGCAGAGAGUUGGAAGAUGAGCAUGAUAAUGAUGCGGAAUUGCUGAUUAAGGAUUUGGAAUUCGACCCGACAGAUACACCUGCUGAAAUCCAACUGAAACUCCGACUGGUGGAGCUGUAUAAUAGCAGACUAGAUGAGAGGAUAUUUAGGAAGUUGCAUAUCCUCCACAGAUCUUUCCCUUUACAUACCUAUCCAUCUGCUGCACCUACGUACCAAACCUUCAAGAGUAACUGGUUUGAUUGCUUUCGAAUCAACCAUCGCGACUUAAGUGAUGAAAACGAGUUGAAAGUUGCCAAUGAAAUUGCUCCACUUUUUAGAUUCCAAAAUAAAGAAUUCCAUUUGAAGAUGGUCAAAUUAUUGAUAUUGAGAAAUGACAUAAUGAAACGGUUAGAUAAGUUGAAGGAAUGGUCAAGAUUGGGCUUAUACAAUAUUAAUGAAAUAAAGCAAUUUGAGCGUAUAAACAUUGAAUUUGGAAACACAAGUAAAGGUAGCCGUCGUUUCUUCAGGAGGCCACCACAAACGGGACUAAUGAUAGAAAAUGAUUCACUAUCACUGGACCUGAGCGCUGUGUUCAAAAACGAUUUCAAGUUAUCAGAGAAACAAUUUGAGAGCCUCCUUGAUAGCAUAUCAAGUUUACCUCCCCCCGAGACGCCACUUCAGAACGAAAAUUUCGUGUUGGAGCCCGUCUGCAAUGCCACUAUACAAAUGAUGAAUACCCACACAAAGAACCUUAGGGGUGAUGAUCCCCAGCCAUUUGUUGCAACCAAACGCAUUACCAGGCCUGAACAUUUUGAACAGUUGGCGCCUUUAUUCACAGAAACCCUAAGCGAAUCCAAUCAGCGUAUAAUUGUUUACCAGAAAAAUGGUUUCACUGAGGGGCAUAUUACACAGGCCUGUCAGAAGUUUACUAGAAAUAAGUUGCAACGGCUUAAGGAAAUAACCCAGCCGCUGCCAUUGGCCGGAUUGGCACUUGACACCAAGUGCGACGUCGAGAUUUGCAUACUAAAAACACACCAAUUUGGGCAGUUCCGAGCCACACUAUAUAAGGUGAAUCAGGCGGAACAUCACAAGGAUCCAGCCGGUCUCUCUGGUUCCAAGCGUAAGAGAUUGAACAAGAAUGUGAGUGAUACUACUGAAUUUUUCAAGUCAAUACAGCCUCAAAUAAAGGUUAAAAAUGAUUUAAUUGGAAUAUAUUACAAGCCAGAGCGUGCCUCUUGGGUUGCUGAAACAGGGGAUUUACCAGGGGCGCGUGGAAAGUUACGGAGAAUAUUGUUUUCAAUCCAUAAACUUGGAUUUGAAUAUGCAUACUUUUGCGCAGUACAGCGUAGGGCUAAAACACUGUGGGAUUGUUAUUUUUCAAACAAUCCACAGCCACAAGUGGAUAAUACUGUGCUGAGUGUUUUUGAGCACUACUCGUCGUGGUGUAAAGCCAUACGGGCUACAAAAUUUAAUGCGCCAGCAUGUACAAUUAUGAAUUCAAAGCUGGCAUCCCAAAUUGCAUUGUAUCUAACCGAGAAUAACCUGGGGGGGAUGGAUUGUAAUAUUGGUAUGGGUGAUAUAACAUUGCCUCAUUCUCACUAG
Babesia microti strain RI is the source of this 2676-nucleotide messenger RNA. Its product is annotated as Transcriptional adapter ADA2b. Gene Ontology annotation, cellular component: nucleus. Gene Ontology annotation, molecular function: transcription coactivator activity; chromatin binding; zinc ion binding. The transcript is spliced from 4 exons. Gene Ontology annotation, biological process: chromatin remodeling; regulation of transcription by RNA polymerase II. The record is from RefSeq and is a predicted model, not a curated record. NCBI's taxonomy places the organism in Eukaryota, Apicomplexa, Aconoidasida, Piroplasmida, Babesiidae. The coding region runs from base 1 to 2676 and encodes 891 amino acids.